Messenger RNA from Symbiodinium sp. CCMP2456, 2208 nucleotides. The record is from the annotation of a GenBank genome assembly. Lineage: Eukaryota; Dinophyceae; Suessiales; Symbiodiniaceae.
AUGGGGACCUGUCCGUGUUACAGCUUUGUCGGCGGGGCAUGGGGGGCCGAGGGCAAGGAGACAAAGGAAGAAGACGGUGUGGAGUAUGCCUCAGAUGAUGCCAUGGACUUGGCACAGUUUCUCAUCAGUGCCGACAUCCGGCUGGUCCGAGCGGAGUUUUUGUGGAGCCUGUGCGAAGCCCAGGCAAGCAUUCCAAGAAGACAGGAAGCAGAAGACGAAUCUUUUGAGACGCCACAGGGAAAGCAAACGGCCUUGGUCAGGCAUGAUGAGGUGUCGAGCUGGGCAGCAGGACGCUGCCCUGCUUUGAUUUGCUCAAUUUCCCAUUGCUGGGAGGCUAGGGAGCAUUCAGAUCCUUGUGGCCACCAGCUGCAGAUCAUAUGCGAUUGCACCAGGCUAUAUGCAGCGGCCUAUGAUGCACCUGUAUGGUUAUUCCUUGAUCAGACAUCCUUAUUUCAGUUCAGACGAACUCCGGAGCAAGACAAGACUUUCAAGCUUGCCAUGAGCCACAUGCAUCUCUUGUAUUGCCAUGAGUACACCAUGACUCUGCGGGUGCAUAGCAUUAGCUCCGAUGAGCUGUGGGAGCAGCGCGUCAAGGAGGGGCAUCUGGUGACGGUUUACCACGAAGAAAGUGGGGCAGUCAGAGCGUUGCCGUUGAAGGACCUCACCAGAAAUCAAAGCGAAUACCUGGAGCGAGGCUGGUGCCAGGCGGAGUACGAGUGGUCUGGCACCCGAGGGCAGAGUGCCCGCAACCAGAGGAUUGAUGUGACUGAUGAAGAGUUUGCCUUCGUGACAUUGAGAUGCAAAGUUCCGAUGAGGCCAGAGGAGUUCAGGAAGCGGGUCUCAGGGCUAAAGUUUACGCACAGGUCGGAUGCUGAGCCGGUGUAUCAGCUCCAAGAGAAGGUAUUCAUGGAGAAGAUAACAAAAUGCAAGCAUUUGAGAUUAGAGUUUUUGGACUAUGAUGCUACUGCGGAAUUGGUGGAGAUUUUGUCAUGCUACACAUCUCUGGAAAAAAUCGCUCUUUUGAAUUUCAAGAGUACGGACUCAGUGUUGAAGGAGCUCCUGGGAUGCCUGAAGCUCAUGCUGACAAACAAUACCCUUGAAGAUUUGCAAAUGGAGGUGAUAUUGGAAGAACCAAGGACAGACGAGGACCUGCCAGACCGUCUGAUCCAGUGGCAAGGAUAUAUGAUUUUGGACGCAGUUGCCGGAACACUGGCCAAGAAUUUCAGCCUGAAAUCGUUCCGCUUCCGCUAUAACAGCACACCGAAUGCGGCAGAUUUGGCACAUUUCGCGGUAUCCAUGCGCAAGAACACCACUCUGGUGAAUGUAGACGUCAUUCGGCCAUUUGACGAGCUAUCGAUACGAGAAGAAGACAGGGCUGCUUUGCCAAGGCUUCUGGAAGACGUGGACAGCAGUUAUUCAUUUCGCGGAGUUUCGCUUUUUGAAGACUUCAAUCAUUGCGAUCCUUGGGUUGGGCCUGUCCUCAUGAUUCGGAAGGUUGCCGAACAGAAUGCCGCACGGCUGAGCCAAAGUAUGCAGCUGGAGGAGCAGAUUUCGACGAGGCGGCCCAUUUGGCCACCGGUGAAAUGUGAGGCAUUGGCAAAGCUUUUGAAGGAGAAGUCAGCAGUGACCCGGUUAUUCUUCAACAACGCAAAUGUGGAUGAUAUGAUGGCCGAAGCUUUGGCGCGAGCCCUCAAGCAGAACAAAACAGUGACAGAGAUUGGGCUGAUGGGAAACCAAAUCGGGCACACUGGAGCGGAGGCUUUCGCAGGAGUUUUGAAAGAAAACAAAACACUUAGAAGGCUGAAUUUGAGCCGCAAUCAAGUUGGUGUUACAGGCGCGCAGGCUCUGGCAGAAGCUCUCAAGAAGAAUAGCACCGUGAAGUCAAUCGAUUUGGAUCGCAAUCAGAUUGGGGAUGCUGGAGCAGAAGCUCUCUCAGAAGCCCUCAUGGUGAACAAGACCGUGACACGGAUUGGCUUGUCUGAGAAUCAGAUCACUGAUGCCGGAGCAGAAGCUUUUGCAGAAACAUUCAAAAUGAACGAAACAGUGACAGAUAUCUGUUUGGUUGGCAAUCAGAUCGGGGAUGCUGGAGAGCAGGCGCUCACACAAGCAUUGCAGGAGAACAAGUACGCAUACUGCCAAAUUGAAUGGUUCAGAUAUCUUACGCCAAGUGGGCCGGCCAGUUGGAUGUUAGGCAGGUAUAGCAGGUGA